Molecule: messenger RNA, 2095 nt
Organism: Symbiodinium sp. CCMP2456
Lineage: Eukaryota; Dinophyceae; Suessiales; Symbiodiniaceae
Source: the annotation of a GenBank genome assembly
GUACGAUGUUCUCUUCUGCUGGCUCACCAGCACGAUGCGGAGAGCCAAAGGGCCUCUGGGACGAACCAAUUUACUAAUCAUUGCUUUGCACAUGGACCAGCAACAAGCCGAGGAGAGUGGUGCAGACUACGGAUCUGUGCUCCCCGCCAGACGCAGAUUUGAUUGCUGCCGGAUUGAUUUAACUCCACGCUAUGCCUUGGUACGGCGGUUGCACGGAACUGCAGAUCGGGCCUUGUCAUCCCAGGCAGAGAUGCUGCCUGACCACGUGCUGAUGGUGAGAGACGUACUGCGACGUGAGAGGUGCUCACUACUGCAGGCUGGAGUAGCUAUGCUGGUCUACUCCAUUUGUCAAACCGGACUGCCAAUCUGCAUGCUGAUGGUCAUCCGCUGUGUGGAGACUGAUGACACUGGUGAGCUCCAGUGGCUGAGUGAAUGGACGACUUUAGACUCCAUGGUCUACUGGAUACUGGCAUACGCUGUCUUCCAAGCGGGCGCGGCAGUUGCCAACCACUGGCAGCUUCAUGCUGCGUUUCAUGUGGGCCAACGUGUGCGUGCGCAGCUGAUCAUGCUUGUUUUCCAGAAGGCUCUCCGAGUGGAUCCUCAGAGAAGGCCAUCUGUUGGUCACACAUUGACUUUGAUGGCAUCUGACGCACAGAAAUUCUUGGAGGCCAUGCCUUUCAUCCACAAGCUCUGGGGAUCACCGCUUCAGAUCGUUCUGGCCAGCGCUAUUCUCGUGUCCACGAUCUCAGCCAGCGCGCUGUGCGGCAUUCUGGUUCUCAUCGCCGUGGUUCCUAUCUCCAAGAACCUAGGUAAACUCCUGCAGAGGUCUCGGCAGCGGCAUCUUCAGUUCACGGAUCAGAGAGUCCGGAUGUGCGUCGAGCUUCUGGAAGGGAUACGUUGCAUCAAGUUCUUCGCUUGGGAAAGGCCUUACCUGGAACGUGUCUUUCAGAAGCGCCAACAGGAGCUGUAUUGGGCCAUGCGAGAGUCGUUGGUAUACGGCGUGUCCAUGCUGGUAACAGUCUUGGCGCCGACAUUAGCCUUCGCAACCACGCUUGUGGCUUUUGCCCUACUGGGCGAGGGCUCGUUUUCUGCUACCCGCCUUUUUGGCACGCUGGCACUGCUAAACGCGCUGCGAUUUCCAAUCAUGGACUUGGGUUCCAUGCUCGCGUCGAUUGUGGCUCUCCACACGGGCUGGCAGCGCAUCCAGCACUUUCUGGACCUCGCCGAGGCUGGCAUUCCGGUGGCCAGGCUCGAAGACGAUGUGGAGUUGAAGAUGGAGAGAUGUAGGUUUUCCUGCAACGUUGACGGGGAGGAAUGCUUUCAGCUGUCUCUCGACGCGACACUGACACUGAAGCGUGGUGAUCUUUGUCUGGUUCUAGGCAAAGUUGGCAGUGGCAAAUCCACCUUGCUUCAAGGAAUCCUGGGCGAACAUCGCUGUUCGUCGGGUCUGUUGUCCGUGAGCAAUGGUGUUGCUUACUGCGCCCAGCAGCCAUGGAUUCGCAACGAGACCCUGAUGGACAAUAUUCUCUUUGGGGAGGAGCUGGACUCGGAAUGGUACGACACGGUUCUUGCCGCCUGUGGGCUGGGUCCAGACUUGAAGCAGCUGCCAUACGGAGACCAGACUGAAAUCGGAGAGAGGGGUGUGACCAUCAGUGGUGGUCAAAAGCAGCGAGUCGCACUGGCUCGUGCUGUCUAUCAGCGCAAAUGCUCGAUGGUAAUUCUGGAUGAUGUUUUUUCAGCUCUGGAUGCACACACAUCAAGCCACAUCAUCAAGGCUCUUUUCCAUGGACAGAAGGGGCUCCUGCGGGAUCGUGCAGUUCUUUUGGCAUCGCAUCAAACAGCCUGCGCUUUGCAAGCCCAGCGAGUUCUGCUGCUAGGCCUGGCGGCAGGCCAGAAGGAUGCCUCUAUACCGCACUCCUCGCUUCUCUUUGAGGGAGAUUGGCUGGAUCUCUGCAAACAGCCACACCUACUGUCACUGCUUGGCCAUGCCACUCGGCCAUGUUUGGACAGCUGUGGAUCUGUACGACAGAUGCAUCAAAAAUUUCUGGAGCAAACCCGUCUAUUGGGCCGGACCCCAUCAGAGGUUGAGAUCUGA